CCCCUGUCAUAUCUGCCUGUGCACGGGGCACCCCACACCGUGCCCGUGGGCGUGGGCCAGAGGGCCUUGUCACCCAGGGACGGCCGAGCAGAGUGGAAAAGGCUGGGAGAGGCGGGUGCACAGGAGGAGCCGCCUCCCAGAGUGCCCCGGUCCCCUCCUGGGACUGGGCUGGUGGGGAAAGACCAGGCCUCUGUGAGUCCCUCCCGGGAGAGGUUUGCCCGCCUGCCUCAGGUCGAUGCUACCUUUUUCCCCCUGCCAGGGAGAAGCGCCGCGUCUCCAGACCCUUGUGUUCCCGCAUCACACUCCACCUGCUGGAGCUGCUGAGCAGGGAGGAGCCGUGCUGGGACCUGCCUGCCAUGGCAUUUCUUGUGGAGGUCCUGGACUGCCUGGACACCAGAGAAUGCGGUGACAGGGUCCUGGAGAUACUUUCAAGGAACUCGGGGAGCACCAACACAAAGCGGCGUCAACUGGCACUCCGAGUCCUCGUGGCAUUCAGCCAGGAUCCCGUGAUGGCCGAGAGCAUCUGGAGCCUGAAUGAAAGGCUCGUGCAGCUACUGGGGGAUGCAGACAGAGAUGUGGUUUGGAUGACCCUCUCUGUGUUCAAGAACAUGCUCUGGAGCAGUCUGUGGACACAGCGCCACAAGAGAGUCCGCAGCAAAGACUCCCUAAUAUCCACCCCCACCGGCCUGCAGUGGGCUGAGGCGCUCCAGCCACUCUUUGACCACGACGACAGCAGUGUGCGGGAGGCCUCCAUGGCCCUCUUCACUCGUGUGAUCAAACUGAUCGAGAGAGAGGGAAAGAGGCCCCUGAAGCCACUCGUGUGCCUGAGCCUGCUCCCGCUCUACUUCCACCGGCAUGAUGAGAAGGUGGUCGUGAAAAGGGCCUCUCGGAAAGCACUGCUGGAUGUGACCAGGUUCCUGAAGAGGAGGGAUCUUGGGCGCCUGGUGAACACAGAGGAGCCAUGGAGCUUUGGCAAGUGCCUGCUGAAAAAGGACCGGAGCCGAGUGGCCAAGUACAUGCACCAGGCCCUGCCGUACCUGCGGAGCCCACAGCAGCCCCUGCGAGAGGCAGCCAUCAAGUUCAUGGGGAUCGCCGGGGGGUACCUGAGGGGACAGCCCAAGGAGCUGCAGCUCAUCAUCGAUGCCCUUCAAGCCAUCCCAGAUGACAGGAGCCCCGCUGUCUCAAACCUGGCGCUUCAAAUCAUCAACUUUGUUACAAAUCUACAGACAGCUCCCUACCCCAGGUUCCAGCGGUUCCGAGACCGGCUCUGCAGGGCGUGGAAUACCCGGCCUUCUCUGUGGGGCUGAGUCUGCCUGUGCUGCUGCAGCUGUGUGCAGAGUUGAUGCAGGCAGCUCUGUCUGUUGGGGCACCUGAGCCUGUGGGGAAGACACCUCUUCUCUGCAAGCCCUUCCUUUUACCCCAGCGUAGGAAUAUUAAAUAAAUAUUGUCAUA
Messenger RNA from Pseudopipra pipra, 1452 nucleotides. RefSeq names its product maestro heat-like repeat-containing protein family member 6. Lineage: Eukaryota; Metazoa; Chordata; Aves; Passeriformes; Pipridae. The record is from RefSeq and is a predicted model, not a curated record. Bases 357 to 1307 code for a protein of 316 amino acids. Gene Ontology annotation, cellular component: cytoplasm. The transcript is spliced from 8 exons.